Bufo bufo (common toad) is the source of this 2703-nucleotide messenger RNA. RefSeq names its product proline rich and Gla domain 4 (gene PRRG4). The record is from RefSeq and is a predicted model, not a curated record. The transcript is spliced from 6 exons. Gene Ontology annotation, cellular component: extracellular region. Lineage: Eukaryota; Metazoa; Chordata; Amphibia; Anura; Bufonidae. Gene Ontology annotation, molecular function: calcium ion binding. Bases 201 to 917 code for a protein of 238 amino acids.
GAUGGGACGUUGUCGAGCUCCAGCUACGUGGGCUGAAUCUGAUUUCCAUGGGCUGGUCCCGAGUCGAUGGCAUAUAGAAGUCUACUUGCUUUGCAAUCGUCGUCGCUCCCUUGCUUGGACUUUGGUUUCUGGUCGCUUCAGUAAAGUUGGAGAGAAGAAGUCUGUUCACCCCUCUUAAGACCAUAGGACCCCAGGUACUGAUGAAUCUAUUCAACAAUGUAAAUGGGGCCCCUACAUUGCGAUAUCCGAGCUUCCUUCUGAAUUUACUCCUGAUCUACCCGCUAAUAACUGCCGCGUUCGGAUUUCCACCCUGUGCAAGAAAUUUGCUGGGAGCCAGGAAUCAAGGAGUGUUUAAAAAUGAGGAGGACGCCAGCAGCUUCUUGGGUCGCCGACUGCACUACAACCAGUUUGACUUCGAGGUGUUCAUCAUGGGAAAUCUGGAGAGAGAGUGUUAUGAGGAGCAAUGCAACUACGAGGAAGCCAGGGAGAUAUUUGAAGAAGACAAUUCGUUGGUGGCAUUCUGGAAGGACUACUCACAACGGAUGUCAAAGGAAGGUACAGAAAUAAAGAUUGACGUCAUUGGGCUUCUCACGGGUCUAAUUUGUGCAGGAACCUUACUGGUCAUAUUUGGACUUCUUAGUUAUUACUGGUACACAGUCUAUUGUUACCCAAGAAGACAUAUUCCAAUUCCAGAAGAAGACCAUGACUGUAGAACUACAUGCAACAGUUCCAGGACACAAGAGUCGUUUCCAUUACAGAAUACCGUAUCUUCCUCAACGGAGAAUGGACCACCCUCCUAUGCACAAGCUGUGGCAAUGGAUGCGGCUUAUGAUGUCCCACCACCGCCUUAUCCCGGGACUGUAGACCCAAAACUCUACAAAAAGUCCCUCUCGAUUCCUGCUUCUCAAGGGCUUUGAGUAGGUAAAGAGUGCGUUGGAGCUACAAUUUACACAGUAGAAAACCUAUAGGAUGGAGGAAAGUAUAAGAAUCCCUUUUACCUUUAGGGAAUGAGAAGAGCGGUGUAUGUGAAACCAUGGUGGAUUAUGGAACUUUUUUUUAACAAUUCAUCAUUUUCCUGGUUUAUAAGGUGACAUUCUGAGGGAAUGCCUGAAAACAUGAACGAAACAUAAAAUGGAAUUGAGGUUUAGGAUUAUCCUGAUGGAUUCUGGAUCUUCUUUUAUAGACUGAGAUGAUGAGAAGGUUCCAUGAGAAGGGAUGGAGCACAAAUGAGAACUUGAAGACACACAAGGUGUGUGUGACUCUUCUUGGAGUAUACGCUCUACGGCCAGGAGAUAUUGUACGGCCUGUUGGUUUGGACACGUAUUGUAUUCCUGUACUUUCAUUGGGGUGCAUAAAGCGGCAGAGAAUUUUAUAAUGAAUACACACGUUACUAAAAAAUGAUCCUGAGAAUGAAGACUAUAUGGCGAUGUAGAAAGCACCGUGAAAUAAUAGUAAAUGAUUAUACAGCACGUAUGCUAGUCCUGCUUUUGUAAUACAAGUGUUAUACAGGGUCAGGCUCUCUUCACAUCUCCUCUUCUGAUUUAUGUUGUGCCAAUGAACAGAACAACGAAAAUGAUGGACAUGCUGCAUCCAGUAGCAGGGGCACCUGAUGGAACCCAUUGACUAUAAUGGGGUUUGUUGGGUUCCGGUCAUGGUAUCUGUCAUUUUUUUUAAGGGAUUUGUGAUGGAACCCCCAACACAGAUGUGAACACAGCCUAAGGCCCCAUGCACACAGACGCAUUUUGCGAAAACUUGCGUCUGCGGAUGUGGUCCACGUGCCAUCCACAUUUUAUUUGCGGGACCAUUGUUUUCCAUGGGUCUGUGGUCCAUAGUUUGCGGAUAUUGUCUAUGUUUUUGCAGAACCGACAUAUAGAUGCAGAAAGCACUCGGAUGAUCCAUGUGCUUUCUGCCUCUGUAUGUCUGUUCCGCAAAAUGUGGACAUGUCCUCUACUUGUCCACCAAAUACAGACACAUUGAAGUCAAUGGGUCCACAAAAAAGGCUGAUGUAACACAGACUGCAUCUGUAUUUUGCGGAUCCGUAAUCUGUGGACCGCAAAAUGAAUACAGUUGUAUGUCGGAGGCCUAAGAGUGCAUGAUAACACAGUGUCCUGGUUCACAUCCCUCCUUUGUCCUUUAUAUGAGUUGACCAGUGAUGUCACCAAUGCCGUACAUGGGUCACGUGGCCUAGUUGCAGCUCAGCCCCAUUGAAGUCAAAUGGGGCUGAGCUGCAAUAUCAAGCACAGCCACUAUACUAUGUACGGCGCUGUGCUUAGUAAACAAGUGGGAGGCUGCAUUGCUGACCAGAGCUCCGUUAAGCGUUGUGGCUCCCUGAAACAGCUGAUCAGUGGAGGUGCUGGGACUCGGACCCCCACCGAUGGGAUAAUGAGGACCUAUCCUCAUUAUUAUUUUCUGGAUAACCCCUUUAAAGUGGUAUUCCAGGAUUUUAAUAUUGAAGUCUUAUCCUCAGAAGAGGCCAUCCAUAUUUAAUCGUCAGGGGUCUGACACACCGCACCUCCACUGAUCAGCUGUUCCAGAGUAGAUCCUGCACCGGAAGUACACAACUCCAUCCAUUGGGUUGUGGAUGGAGCUGGGAACCGCAGCGCUGCUCCCAUUGAAGUGAAUGACAGUAGCGCUGCAGUUACACCAUAGGCGUCGCUACAUGGGGGUAAGGGGGGGCAAUUGCCCCUCUAGGUUAUUCCUUGC